AUGUCGGCCGCCGCUCCCUCUAGUGACCCGGUCCAAAACGCAUCUUCAGGGAAAAAGAAGAACAACAAGAAGAAGAAGAAUGCAAACAAGCCCAAGGAACCGAUAGAAACCGACAGCACUACCCCGCAACGCGACGCUGCCGAGGAUGGCGAUGAUGAGCCGGAGACCCCGGUGCAGGACGCCGCACCCACGGAAGAGUCCAGCCCUGACCAGACCGCAGACAAGGACACAACGGCCAAUGGCCAUACCGAGAGGCCGACGAGUAAUGGACAUGCGAACCCGCCGAUAGAGAAGCCGACAGACGAACCGGGAGCUGGGGGAGAUGCCACCGCGAAACUAGACGCCCUCACAAAGGAAAGAGAGGCACUACGAACAGAGGUCGAGACACUGAGGAAGCAGCUGGAGACAAUUCAAGGAACGCACGAUGAAACCAUCUCAAAUCUCAAGACUGAGCUGGAGGAGACGUCAUCGGCCAAGGAGCAGGCGGAGGAGCAGUACCAAAGCCUGUUGGAACGUGUCAAUCACCUCAAGUCGACACUCGGCGAACGUCUGAAGCGCGAUCGAGCCGAACUCGAAGAGGCCAAAGAGCGAAUCGAAGAGCUCGAGGCGCAGAACGAAGAGCUGCAGAAUGGCUCGAGAGCAUCUGAAGAUGAGCUUGCUAAGCUCAAGGAGGAGCUGCAGGAUACCUCGCGCGAGGCGAACAGCCUGCGCAGCCGCAGCAAUUUGUCUCAGCAAAACUGGGUGAAGGAGCGAGAAGAGCUGACACGAGUGGUGGCUAGCCUGAAGGAGGAGGUGGAAACAACGACAAAUGCAAUGGGCGAAUGGGAAGUCAUCGCCAUGGAGGAACGAUCCGUCAAGGAGAGCCUAGUAGAGAAGGUAUCGGAACUGGAGGAGCAGAUUCACAGCCUUAGAGAGGGCUACGAGAGCGCCGCAUCCGAGCGAGAUCACCAGUCGCAGGUUAUCGACAACUUGCAGAAGGCGUUGCGCGAGAUCCAAGAAGCGCGGAAGAAGGAGCUGCGCGAGAUGGUCGAGACGUCAGAGGAGCAGCUCCAGGCCCUGAAGAAGCUGGUCCAAGAUGCGGACGCCAGAGCCACGGAGGCCGAGACCGCCAAGGAUAACCUCACCAAGGAGCUUGAGCGGACAGCGCCGUUCGAAAAGGAGGUCAAGGAGAAGAACCUUCUCAUCGGCAAGCUGCGACACGAGGCCAUUGUACUCAAUGACCAUCUCACAAAGGCCCUCCGCUACCUGAAGAAGACGAAACCUGAAGAUAAUGUUGAUAGACAAGUCGUCACGAAUCACAUGCUCCACUUCCUCACUUUGGACCGCGGAGACCCCAAGCGCUUCCAGAUCCUGCAAGUCAUGGCCGGCUAUCUCAACUGGAACGACGAGCAGCGCGAGCAAGCCGGGCUCGCUCGGCCCGGCACCUCGACAAACAGCCUGCGCUUGCCAGCUUCCCCCUUCCACCGCACGCCGAGCACGCCAUCCCUCAGCGCAGAGUUCUUCUCGGAUACGCCCACGUCAGCCAACAAGGAGUCGCUCGCCGACCUGUGGGCUGGCUUCCUGGAGCGCAGCGCAGAAGAGGGCCUAGACCAGGCUGGAGCGCCGCGAGACCGCAAAGACAGCGCCAGCAGCGCGGCAACGAGGCCUGACACUCGCGGCGGAUAG
This is a messenger RNA of Colletotrichum chrysophilum, 1665 nucleotides long. RefSeq lists its product as uncharacterized. NCBI's taxonomy places the organism in Eukaryota, Fungi, Ascomycota, Sordariomycetes, Glomerellales, Glomerellaceae. Gene Ontology annotation, cellular component: Golgi apparatus. Gene Ontology annotation, biological process: endoplasmic reticulum to Golgi vesicle-mediated transport; Golgi organization. The coding region runs from base 1 to 1665 and encodes 554 amino acids. Gene Ontology annotation, molecular function: small GTPase binding. The transcript has 4 exons. The record is from RefSeq and is a predicted model, not a curated record.